GCUUCACGAACGUUGACUGAGGGGCAGCGGUCCUUUCCCUGCGCUAGAAGCCACACCAAGCGCUGCUUUCUCUGUCCACACACAACGCCUCUCUCUCUUCCUCUCUGCUACCAUGACAGCCACCCGCUGGGGGAUCUGCUCUGCUGGCAAGAUUAGCCACGAUUUCCUGGUGGCUCUGAAGACUCUGCCGCCAGAGGACCACAAGGUAAUAAGUGGAGCACAGGCCGAAGAUGGAUGGAGGGGGGCUAUUCCCACAUAUGGAACUGAAUGGGAAGCUCAAAGUGGGAAGAAUAGAAUAGAAUAGAAUAGAAUAGAAUAGAAUAGAAUAGAAUAAAAUAGAAUAGAAUAUUUAUACCCCGCCCACCUGGUUGGGUUUCCCCAGCCACUCUGGGCAGCUUCCAACAAAGUAUUAAAAUACAGUGGUCUAUUAAAAUACAGUGGUCUAUUAAAAUACAGUGGUCCUAGGGCACCUAGGACCCCCAGGUCCUCGGGAAAGAAGGGAGAACUAGAAUUAAAGAGACUGGGGUCUCUGGAGGCCCAGGUGCUACAUCAGAGGUGGGGAAUCUGUCGCCCUCCUGAUGAUGUUGGACUACAAAUCCCAUCAUCCCUGACCAUUGGUUGUGCUGGCUGGGAGUGAUGGGAUUUGGAGACCCACAACAUCAGGAAGGCCAACAGUUCCCAUCCCUGCGCCAGAUCACUGGAGAAGGCAGGUGGUUCUGUGGUUUCCAUUAUAGAUGCAGAAAAAUACGACUUCAGGCAACUUGCAGUUUGAAAGAAUGCAGCAGGGCUGGCUUUAAGGAAAGGGGGAAUUUGGAUUCCUUUAUUCAAGAAUUUGUAAACCUAGAGGCUCUCCCUGGCCUACUAACUAGACGCUCCUCCAGAUGACCUAUUUGUUGAGCAUUCAUCCUGAUUUACCGGUACUUGUGCAGCUACUAUUCACCAAUAGCUGGCAGGUUCUGUCUGAUCUGGGCAGUGGACCUCCCAUCCAUAGUUGCACUAGCCCGGUGGUUCUCAAACUUUUUUCUCUGGGCCACCCUUUCUCGUGCCACACCAGAUUUUUUAAUGAUAAGGAAUAUGUUGGAAUACAAAAAGAAACAACAAGCCGUGCUUGAUUUAUAAGAACACAGCUGCUUCAUGAUAAGAUUGCAGGACAUUCAAAAAGUAUAAAACAAUGCAGCUGGAUUGCUCUGGCCCCUAACUCAGCUGGCAGCCUCCCCUGGGAUUCAUCUGGCAGUGGGACAAGCAGUCAAGUCACAGACCCUCCAAAUGCCCCUAUUUUCCAGGGAUGUCCCUGAUCUAAAGAAGCCGUCCCGGUUUCUGUUUUGAUCCCGGAAUGUCCCACUUUUCCUUGUUGUUGUUUAGUCGUUUAGUCGUGUCCGACUCUUCGUGACCCCAUGGACCAGAGCACGCCAGGCACUCCUGUCUUCCACUGCCUCCCGCAGUUUGGUCAAACUCAUGCUGGUAGCUUCCACUUUUCCUUAGGAUGUCCCUAUUUUCAUUGAAGAAUUGUGGAGUUAACCGACCCCUGAACCGUCUGAAGGCAAUCCUGUAUAGGGAAGGGUUUCUUAAUGUUUUAUUAUGUUUUUAUAUAUGUUGGAAGCUGCCCAGAGUGCUGGGACAACCCAGUAAGAUGUGUGCAGGGUAUAAAUAGUAAAACUAUUAUUAUGGGAUGGGACGUCCCUAUUUUCAUCGGAGAAAUGUUGGAGGUAUGCAGCCACAAGUCUCUAUACAAUGUCUAAUCCAGUCGACAGCACCAGGAAAAGCAGAUAGGCUUUUGGCUUGAUCCAGUAGGCCAGGUCAUGUUCCUGGCUUCAGAUGGAGGAGGACGAGCAAAAGGCCCUCUGAAAAUAAUAGCUGCUCAGUCUGGCCAAGCCUUUCCAGAAGAAGGUGGUCUUUCUUGUGCUCCAGUCCUGUGCUGUUUUAGGGUCACUCUCUGUUCCUCUGUCUCUUGCCCCAUCCACCUCCCAGGUGGUGGCCAUUGCUUCUCGUGAGCUGAGCCGGGCACAGGAAUAUGCCAAGAACCACAGCAUCCCCAAGGCCUAUGGCUCUUAUGCAGAACUGGCUCAGGAUCCGGACGUUGGUGAGAAAGCUUCCUCGAAACCCUGGGGACAUCGGGAGGGAGGAAACUGCCUUGUUCCAAGUUAGACCAUGGGGUCCAUCCAGCUCAGGAUGGUCUACACUUGACUUGCCCCAUCUGGAGAUGCUGGAGGUGGAAUCUUUGGAUCUUCUGCAUGUGCAGCAGAUGCGCCACAUCUGUCCCCCAAGGGAGAGGGGAAAUCCCCCUCUAGCGUACGAUGUAAACUGGGUUUUGGAAUGGGAACAUCAUCCAACAGGGGUGGAGAAGCUUUUCCAACCUGGGGGCCACAUUCCCUUCUGGGCAACUUUCCAAGGGCCACAUGCCCCUGGUGGGAGGAGCCAGAGGCAAAAGUGGGCGGAGCAACCAAUAUGCAUGUUUACAUUUGUACAGUAGAGCAUUUUCUGUUGGGAAUGGAUUUAACUUUGUAGGUCUAGAUCUAAACCUCCUAUCCCACAUGCACAGGAGAAAUAGAAAACAUGCAUUUGUGAUUUUGGCUGCAAACACCACAGUUUCUACACAAACUCUCUCACCCCUUUCUGUUCUCUUUCCAAACAAGCAAGAGGCAUUGUUGGAGUUCAAGGGCAUAUUCCAGCCAAGCAAAACAUUGAAGGAGGGUGAGAAGCAAGGUCAUUGAGGAGUGGGGCUUGAGGCAAGGGGGCUCAGGGAGGAAAAGUACCAAGAGCAAAAGGGGAGGGGAGAUGGGCAGGCCCGGAGAGUCUCCGCAACCAUUCAGACUCUAGCUGCAUACAUUGGAAGCGCAUUUAAAGCACAAGAAUCCUGGGAACUGUAGCUUGCUAAGGGAGGUGUGGUAUACAGUGGUACCUCGGGUUAAGAACUUAAUUCGUUCUGGAGGUCUGUUCUUAACCUGAAACUGUUCUUAACCUGAAGCACCACUUUAGCCAAUAGUGCUUCCUGCUGCCGCCACGCCGCCGGAGCACGAUUUCUAUUCUCAUCCUGAAGCAAAGUUCUUAACCCGAGGUACUAUUUCUGAGUUAGCAGAGUCUGUAACCUGAAGCAUCUGUAACCUGAAGCGUCUGUAACCCGAGGUACCACUGUAAAUGUAUGGCUCAGCCUCUUUCUCAAGAUAAAUGUUGACUGUGGCUGAGCUCAGGAGCGAAGCUUUCCUCCGGGCUUCCCUUUCUUUUUGCAGAUGUGGUGUAUGUGGGAGUGGUGCACCCCCACCACCUGCCAGCCACCCUCCUCUUCAUCCAGGCUGGGAAGAAUGUGCUCUGCGAGAAGCCCCUGGGCAUGAACGCUGCAGAGGUCAAGAAGAUGGUGCAGGCAGCUCGGGAAAAGGAGGUCUUCCUCAUGGAGGUAAGAGGCAGAAGCGCUCCCUGAAGGCCAAAGGGGUACCAUAUGGAACUGAUGGGCUUUGGCCUGGCAUCUCCAACCCCUGCAAAGGGAGUACGAGCCCCUGGUGUGGGGCAGCAACAGGUGAAUGUUCUGAUUUGUCCUCAGGCUUGCUGGACCCGCUUCUUCCCUGCUUUGGAGAAGAUCCGCUCUCUGCUCCAUCAAAGGACUGUGGGGGAUGUGUUGGUGGUUCAAGCCGAGUUUGGUGUCCCUAUCCUAACUGUGCCCAGGGUUGUGAAGAAAGAUCUUGGUGGAGGCGCCUUACUGGAUAUUGGUAUCUACUGUGUUCAGCUGGCCUGCAUGGUUUUUGAUGGGGAGAAGCCAGAGUCCAUUGUGGCCUCGGGGUUCCUGCAUGAAACAGGUUAGUAUUGGGUUGGUCCUGGUCGCCUCUAGAGGUCAGUAUUUUGCACCAGGGAUUCAAGGGUAUACCAGAUACAGUGGUACCUUGGUUCUCACACUUAAUCCGUUCUGGAAGUCUGUUCCAAAACCAAAGCAUUCCAUAACCAAGGCGCGCUUUCCCAUAGAAAGUAAUGUAAAAUGGAUUGAUCCGUUCCAGACUUUUAAAAAGAACCCCUAAAACAGCAAUUUAACAUGAAUUUUACUAUCUAACGAGACCAUUGAUUCAUAAAAUGAAAGCAAUAAACAACGUACUGCAGUCACACAAUCAAUCAGUCAGUAGCUGGACUCGGUUCCACACAGUCACAAAUACAAAGCAAAAAAGCCGCAAAAACAAAAACGCAAAAUAAAUAGCAAAAACAGACAGACCUCAGUGUAACACUCAAAGCGGAAGCGUGGCACUCAAAGCGGAAGCGUAACACUCAAAAUGGAGCACAUUCAACUUCCCAAAAAAGUUUGCAAACCAGAACUUACUUCCAGUUUUGCAGUGUUUGGGUUCCAAGUUGUUUGAGUACCAAUGCAUUUGAGAACCAAGGUACCACUGUGGUAAGGUCACAAAUAUAAGCCACAUUUUAACUUUUCAUGACCCAAAUUUUUUUUUGGGGGGGGUGAGUGCGGAUUAUAUUUGGGCCAAUGCAGUACUUAGUAGAAAGGCUGCAUUGUGCUUUAAAUGUAUGGUGUGUGUACACAGCCCAGUUGGUGAAAAAUUGCCUUCAGGGGUAUAAAAUGUGCAAAUAGGUCCAGACUAGGUAGGAAAAACAAGAUCUCAGUGUGCAGUGGAUGCAGAAUAUGAUGUGCCUAACACAGCCUAACUGGCAUGUGGAUAUGUCCACUGUUGCUUGUUUUCCCCAAGACGUAGAUAAAACAGCUUCAAUCAUCCUGAACUACUCUGGCCAACGCCAAGCUGUCCUCACUUAUACCAUGAUGACCUGGAUGCCCAACAAAGCCAGCAUCACUGGCACCAAGGGGAUAAUCGAGGUAAGUCCUGGACCACAUGGAGAAGGGGAUACACUUUGCAUCUUCCUGGAAACAAAAGGAGGCUUCAGGAGGAUCACAAUCCAGAAUUCCGUAGGCUCCUCUAGCGACCUAACCUCAUCCCUUCCUGGUCAAAAGGGUAAGGAAGGACGGUUUGGGUGGGUGAGGGUAGGAGAGAGAAAAGCACACAUACACACACACAUAUGUGUGUAUCUGGAGACCGUGGAGUUAAAACAACAACAACCACCAGGUAGAAAUUUAUUUAAUUUGCACAUUUUGCACUGAAUGGAAGAAUCAGUUUUUGACCUAUGUGCAAAAUGUUGUGGAAAACAUAAAUGUCAGCAUAAGCACGGCCCGGAGCUUCCCUCCUGGGAAAGUUUGAGCCCCAUAACUAUAUAUUUACAAAUGAAUUGCCCCCAAUAACCCCUUUCUGAGAGUUCUAGGGCCUGUUUUGGUAUAUGCUUCCUCUCACAACUGUGUUCGGCAGAUUCCCGGUCCCUUCUGGUGCCCAGGAGAGUUGGUUGUCAAUGGACAGAAGGAAGAGUUUCCUCUUCCUCAUCCUUCCCAAAAACUGUACUUCAUCAACUCCACUGGCCUGCGCUAUGAAGCAGAACACGUCAGGCAAUGUCUCCUUCAAGGUAAAAGUCUUGGGCACUCCUGGGCAGACUGUGUGCAGCAGCAGAGCAUCUUGACUUAUUCUCCUUUCUCUUUCCUCUCCCUCAGGCCUGAAGGAGAGCCCCAUCAUGUCUCAUGGAGACAGCGAGCUUCUCCACUCUAUCCUGGAUGAAAUCCGUAGGCAGCUUGGGGUGUCCUAUCCUCAGGACCACGCAUGACCCAUUUCAGGCUUGAUUUCAAUGGCCUCGCUCAUACAUGCGAGGCGGCAGCUAGACCAGAUUUUACUCUUAGAAACCUCAGUCUGGUGGAUUUGCAACAAAUGUUGAUUGUAAGCUUUAGAAUAAAAUGCAGUUAGAUGCGAAGGGGACGUCUGCUUAUUAUGUGAACCACACCCGCCAUGAGAUGUCGAUUUAUUUAACGUUCUGUAAAUAGAAGCCUAUGAUUUGUUGUGUUUUGCCUUUUUCUGAGUUUUGUAGCCUCUCAAUUUUCUCUCUCCAAAUUUGGCAUUUUAAACUUAAGGUUUGGAGCUGGAGCAGGUAAAAGAUUCGACUCAACCCAAACAGGAGUUGCAGGAGCCAUCAAUCAGCUGACCAGUGGUGCUGGUAAAGACCUGGGCUUCGCAAACCCCAACCAACUGAUCAUCAGGUCUUGUAAAGUAGGGAGCCUCACAUGACCCGAGGAUCAGCAGACUGAACUUGCCAAGUGCUAAGCCUGGGGCUUGCCGGGGCCUCUGCAUAGUGGUCUGCAAGCACUGACCAUGAUUGUCAGCAUUUUGCAGGCUGUGCCUUUGUCCGCAUACAUUGUGCCAGUAUGAGGACAAAGCUGAUAUGCUUGGUUAGAGUUUAACCAUUGCUGACAUUAAUCAAUAAUGUUGAAAAAGCUGUGUGUCUGCCCUCUCUCUGCCAAGUGGUGGCAAAAGCCCAUGGAGCCCCAGGCACACACACAGGAUCUGUGUCCCUUUGGAGAAUAGAAGACACGGAAGAAAGAUGGUUUAUUCACCUAUUUACACUUUCAGACUGCAUGGAGUCCAGAUCUUACAUGGCCCACAGCAGUGCAGGGAACCUUUUGUCUCCCUUUCCAAGAUGGAUCUCAGCCCUUCUUCCUCCUUCUCUCUCCCAGAAACCCCUUGCUUGAAAACUCGCCUUUCCUGUCCUCUCAGCUGGAUGUCAUUCUAGAGUGAAUGCUUUGAAUAAUUUCUUUUAUGUAAUGCACAGGGGGGAAAUUGAAGAACCCCCCCUUUCCCCCCCUUUGGUGUUCUCUGCUCUGGGCUAUUUUUGGGGUCCAAAAUGGGUGGUUGGUGGAAGGACUCUGAGUGAGAAGUAGGGAAGGGAAGACCUCCCAAGGUGUUAUGUACAGUGGUGCCCCGCAAGACGAAUGCCUCGCAAGACGAAAAACUCGCUAGACGAAAGGGUUUAGCGAUUUUUGAGUCGUUCCGCAAGACGAAUUUCCCUAUGGGCUUGCUUCGCAAGACGAAACGUCUUGCGAGUUCUUGCGAGUUUGUUUCCUUUUUCUUAAAGCCGCUAAGCCGUUAAUAGCCGCUUAGCCGCUAAUAGCCGUGCUUCGCAAGACGAAAAAACCGCAAGACGGAGAGACUCGCGGAACGGAUUAAUUUCGUCUUGCGAGGCACCACUGUACUGAAGUUUUCACCCUGGGCCAGCAGGGGGAUACUGUAGAUAGUUUUCACUCAGGUUCACAUAUGCAAAUAAGGAAUUGAAAGUGACGUACAGUGAUUGGAUAGUUACAGAAAGUUGUUACUGUUGCGUUGUAUUGGAGCUCUAUAUAAGCAGGCUGGCUGAACCCUUCAGUUCAGUUCAGUUCUGGCCUGUGAAUAAACAAGAGCUGUCUGAAGAAUCACUGUGUCAUCUGAUAUGUUCACCCACAACUUAACAGUGAGAGACUGGGAGAAGGAAAGCUCCCAGGUGAGAGAUGCGAGGGUCCACCACUUUCUGUGUGAGACAAGAGCUACCUUUGAGAGGGGCCUCACCUUUUUUCUUUUCUUUCUCUCUCUUUGUUUUUAUUUAGAUUAAUUUAUUUUAUUGUACAGU
This is a messenger RNA of Podarcis lilfordi (Lilford's wall lizard), 7458 nucleotides long. NCBI's taxonomy places the organism in Eukaryota, Metazoa, Chordata, Lepidosauria, Squamata, Lacertidae. The record is from the annotation of a GenBank genome assembly.